UCUUUGUAACUGUCAAUGCUUUAAUAUUUCCACUUGAUUGAUUGACUAAUUAAAUGAGUUGUAGUAUUUACUUUGGUUGUCACUGGAUUAUAUGGAUCACAUUUGCCACAGUUAUCUUUUGAAGCUAGAAAUAGUUAGUAGCACAUCCAAAUGGCCGUCGGCAAGCGCGCUACGAAGAAAUCUUUCAAGAUUUAUCUUUUCGAGUUUAUAAGAGCUUUUGUGAAUUUUGGCUGUGUGGUCUUCGCAUGUCGUAGCUUCACUAAAUCUCAACUCAUUUAUAAGCUUUACGCCGGCUAUUGGAUCAUUCACAUUACAUGUGUCCUACUUUACUCACUACACUAUGAGCUACACCUACACUCCGACAUGGGUGGACUCAUGUUCAACUUACUCUUCAUAGCCCAAAUGGUUACACAUAUUUCGAUUCUACUCGAAUCGUUCUUUAUGGACUCCAAACGGGCGGAAACAACAAAGAUUUACAAGGAGUUUGAAAAGCGUUUCAAUAAAGAAUUUGGUCGUUUGCACGCCUAUAGCAAUUUCAGUAGUGAGAGUUGCCUUUCAUCAAUACUCAGUGUGCUUAUUGUAAUGGUUAAUGUUUCGUUUAAAAUAUACUCGUUGUAUGUAUAUCAGUUGACAUUGAAGAAUACCUUACUUGUUUGGCAUACAUUACCGAAUGCUUUGGCGGUGCAAUUUCGCAUUUUAGAACUUAUAUUAUCCACAACGGUGCUGAAUGAAUAUGCUAUUAUAUUGUGUCGCAAACUUAAUGAAAUGGGUGAACGAAAUAUACGUCGUGUCUUUGGCCACUAUUUACGCGGCUUGCCAGUGUCCAAGGGGUGUAUUAUACGUGUUAUGUCACCCACAUUGCAGCCCAGCGAAGAAGCGGAUGAGCAGAAGUUGCGCGUGUAUAAAAAGUUUUAUGGCGAUAUUUAUAAUAUGUUUAAGAUAAUCAAUGAGAGUCAUGGUUGGUCCUUGUUGGCGUUUAUGAUAAUGUAUUUCAUAUACUUUACUAUAAACUCCUAUUGGGUAAUAUUUUCGUUAAUUGCGCGAUUGAGCGAGCAUGUCACGCUCAUUAGAAAUCUGGGGUUUCUGGUGGUUGUGGUGACAUUGCUCUGGAUCUUGUGUUGGCAAAGUCAAAACAGUCAGGAACAGGUGAGUGCGGCGAUGGUAGGAGAGUUCGUGGGUUCUAUCUAUUUUAGUUGUAAAAGAACAACGACGUUAAUAUUAUAUAUAACAAGUCGCCAAAUUGGUUGUAUUAUGUUCAAACUCGUCAAACCACUGGGCAAUAAGUGCUAUAAUGAUUUGGUUACUGAUUUUUCUUUGCAAACUUUGCAUCAACAGUAUAUAAUUACCGCAAAAGAAUUCUUCAAUUUGAAUCUAACUCUUUUGGGCAGUAUGGUUGCGUCCAUCGUCACUUAUCUGGUUAUACUCAUACAGUUUAUGUUCGCCGAGAAAAAUAAAGCGGAUCGGAAUGAAAUACUGAGCAGCAUAGUGAAUAAUGAGAAUUCCACGGCAAGCGUGAGCAACUGAAACGAUUUCAUAGAAAUAUUAAUUUGUACGUACAUUUCAUCA
Messenger RNA from Bactrocera dorsalis (oriental fruit fly), 1566 nucleotides. It is a transcript of the gene Gr23a, whose product is annotated as gustatory receptor 23a. The record is from RefSeq and is a predicted model, not a curated record. NCBI's taxonomy places the organism in Eukaryota, Metazoa, Arthropoda, Insecta, Diptera, Tephritidae. Bases 151 to 1524 code for a protein of 457 amino acids. The transcript has 3 exons. Gene Ontology annotation, biological process: sensory perception of taste. Gene Ontology annotation, cellular component: axon; neuronal cell body; membrane.